Aspergillus steynii IBT 23096 is the source of this 1269-nucleotide messenger RNA. Its product is annotated as CobW family GTP-binding protein. The record is from RefSeq and is a predicted model, not a curated record. Bases 1 to 1269 code for a protein of 422 amino acids. Gene Ontology annotation, cellular component: cytoplasm. NCBI's taxonomy places the organism in Eukaryota, Fungi, Ascomycota, Eurotiomycetes, Eurotiales, Aspergillaceae. The transcript is spliced from 6 exons.
AUGAUAGACCUAGACGAAGACGCUCCCCCGGAGCUCAUCGACAUCUCCGAGCUCCCGGAGUCCGAAAGACCCCAGCCCGACACCGCAUCGACGUCAUCGGAUGUCCCCGCGCAAGACCGCGUGCCGAUCACGCUUGUAACUGGAUAUCUGGGAGCCGGCAAAACGACACUCCUGAAUUACAUCCUGACGGAGAAACAUGGCAAGAAGAUCGCGGUUAUCAUGAAUGAAUUCGGAGAUUCAUCCGAUAUCGAAAAGCCCUUGACCGUCAACCAGGACGGCCAGGAAGUCACCGAGUGGAUGGAGGUCGGAAACGGAUGUAUCUGCUGCUCUGUGAAAGACUCCGGCGUCAUGGCCAUCGAAUCGCUAAUGGAACGCCGCGGCACAUUCGACUACAUCCUGCUGGAGACGACGGGGCUCGCGGACCCAGGGAACCUGGCCCCCAUGUUCUGGGUCGACGAUAACCUCGGCAGCUCGAUCUACCUCGACGGCAUCGUGACGCUCGUCGACGCGAAGAAUAUCCUGCGAUUGUUGGACGCGCCGGCGCCUGAAGAGAAAGUGUCGAGUCAUGAAGAGGGACAGACUGCGCAGCCCGACGGUGGAAAUGACCACGACCACGACCACGACCACGAGCAUACCGGGCCGGUGCUCUCCAUGGCACACAUGCAGAUCUCACAUGCGGACGUGAUUAUCCUGAACAAAGCGGAUCUCGUGACGCAGGAGGAGCUGGACGCCGUGACGGAGCGAAUUCUGGGCAUUAACGCCGUCGCGAAGAUCCAUGUCACGGAUCAUAGCAAGACGCCGCAGAUCGAGGGCGUGGUGCUGGAUCUGCAUGCAUACGACCACCUGGCGAGGUUGGAUUUCGGGGAGAAGGGACAUAGUCAUAUUGAUCCGGCCAUCUCAACAAUCGCCAUCACCACGCCCCCCAUCUCGCCCGCUCAAGUCCCCAAAGUCGACGCCUGGCUCCAGUCAAUCCUCUGGGACUCUACUCUCCCCUCGUCCUCGGUCUCGGGGACUGCAUCGUCAUCGUCCCCUCAUCCAACGGAUUUCGACAUCCACCGUCUAAAAGGCAUCCUCGUCCUAAACGACGAAACGCAUCGGAUCAUCCAAGCCGUGCGCGCGAUCUUCGAGAUCCAGGACGCCGGUCUGAUUGCCGCGAGCGACGACGAGGAGAAUAAGAAGACGCAGUGCAAGAUCGUGUUGAUUGGAUUGAGGCUUGGGAAGGAAGCGCAGGUGUGGCAGAGGAGUUUCGAGGAGUUUUUGGCGAAUUAG